UAAAAUAAAGGCAAAUAAAUCACUGAUCAAGAGUUAUAUACUGGAAAAUCGAACACCAACUCUUCCAAUGAAGAGUUUGACAACAACCAUUUCCUUGCCUGCGCGUGGGAUUAUGGAGUUAAUUAAUUGAUCAAUCAACUCUAUGGUGCAAGUUGCAACGACCCAGUAGAGAAAGGCUUGGUUUUUGUGCUUGUUUUCAAGUUUGAAUGGAGCACCUGUUGGGCCUUCUUAGAGUUCGAGUGCAGAGAGGGGCAAACCUUGCUAUUAGAGAUGUCACUGCCAGAACCAGCGAUCCUUAUGUUGUCAUCAAAAUGGGCAAGCAGAAGUUAAAGACUCGUGUAGUGAAGAAGAGUACCAAUCCCGAGUGGAAUGAAGAUUUAACACUUUCAAUUGCAGAUCCAACUCUUCCAGUCAACAUUCACGUGUAUGACAAAGACACAUUUACUCUUGAUGACAAAAUGGGGGAUGCUGAGUUCGAGAUUGGCCCGUUUCUUGAAGCGUUACGGGUGCGAGUGCAAGGCGUACCAAGCGGAACCGUACUUUCCAGAGUGCAACCGAACAGGCAAAACUGCCUAGCUGAAGAGAGCUGCAUCAUCUAUACUGAUGGCCAAGUUGUCCAGAACAUGUGUAUCAGACUGAGAAAUGUGGAGAGGGGGGAACUGGAACUCCAGUUACAGUGGAUUGAUAUUCCUGGUUCCAGGGGUUUGUAAAUUUUCUUGUCAAAGUCCUCUGCUUUGGCGUUAUGGCAGAGAUUUGGAGCAUUGUAAUACCACCAGCUCUGGAUUGGAUGAGUUUCUUCAAUGGGUUCCUUUGUUAAUAGGCUUAAAAACAGAGUGGUUUUGAGUGUAUCCUGCCCUUUAUUAUUGUAAACUUGUUGAAAAUAAAAUAGACAAGAAGAUGCGUAAAACAUAUGUUCGAAUGAUGAA
This is a messenger RNA of Prunus mume (Japanese apricot), 926 nucleotides long. RefSeq names its product protein C2-DOMAIN ABA-RELATED 4-like. NCBI's taxonomy places the organism in Eukaryota, Viridiplantae, Streptophyta, Magnoliopsida, Rosales, Rosaceae. The record is from RefSeq and is a predicted model, not a curated record.